AUGGCGGCACGCGCACAGCAGAUCUCGGCCCACCUCAACUGGCCCAAAGGCAUGCUCCAAGGCCAGGUCGCCAUCAUCACCGGCUCUGGGCAGGGCAUUGGAGCGGAAUGCGCAAGGCUGUUCGCCAACGAAGGCGCCUGGGUGGUCGUAUCAGACAUCGAUAAAGACAAGUCCCAGCAGGUCGCCGACAGCAUCAACCAAUCCGGCGGCAAGGCUACCUCGGUGCCUGGCGAUAUCCUCGAUGACAACUACAUCAACAGCCUGGUCAAGAAGGCGGCAGAGUUCGGCAAUGGCAAGAUCCACAUCAUCGUCAACAACGCCGGCUUCACGUGGGACGGCGUGAUCCACAAGAUGACCGACAAGCAGUGGGACACCAUCAUCGCCCUGCACGGCACCGCGCCCUUCAAGCUCAUCCGGGCCGCUGCCCCCUACUUCCGUGUCAAGGACGGCGAGCCACGCAGCAUCGUCAACAUCUCUUCCACAUCCGGCGUUCACGGCAAUGCUGGACAGGCCAACUACGCUCUUGCCAAAGCCGGUGUCGUCGGUCUCACCAAAGCCAUCGCGAAAGAAUGGGGUCCUACCUUCGGCGUCCGCGCCAAUACUGUCGCAUUUGGUCAUAUCCAAACCCGCUUGACAGCCGCCAAAGAGGAGGGGGCUUUCGUGACAACGCCAGACGGCCAGAAGGUGGCCUUGGGCAUUCCUCAGAAGCAAAAGGAUGCCAGCGCGAGUUAUGCGGACAUUCCAUUGAGAAGGCCAGGCAGCGCAACCGAAGCUGCGAGCGCCGUCAUGGCAGUAUGCAGUCCGCUCUUCAGCUAUGUCAGUGGCCAGACGCUCAUGGUCACUGGUGGGAGGAACAUGUAA
This is a messenger RNA of Zasmidium cellare ATCC 36951, 861 nucleotides long. RefSeq lists its product as uncharacterized. The record is from RefSeq and is a predicted model, not a curated record. NCBI's taxonomy places the organism in Eukaryota, Fungi, Ascomycota, Dothideomycetes, Mycosphaerellales, Mycosphaerellaceae. Bases 1 to 861 code for a protein of 286 amino acids. The transcript is spliced from 4 exons.